UUCCAGUAUAUAAGAGGGCCAGUCACCCAUAGCAACCCAACAAACCUGUACCCGCUAAAAACCGCGUGGAGGAUCGUGGUGCACCAGCGAAGAACACCAGUGAGGCGAGUACCUAGCGAAUCACCUAUCUCUCCAUGCCCGGUCUUAUAAAUCUUUGAGGAGAGCAGUGUUGAGCUUCGAUCAGGGUUGCAAGAGCAAGAAGCUCUGCUGGCGGGAGCUUCGAUCAGCAUCAUCCAUGGUUGUGCAGAAGCCGUGGCUCCCCGUCGAUCUGCGGCUGCCGGCGAGGCCGCAGGAGGCGUUGGGGAUCCUGGCGUUCGAGGCGGCGGCGGCCAUGUCGAAGCUGCUGUCGCUGCACCGGUCGCUGUCGGACCAGGAGGUCUCCCGGCUGCGGUCCGACGCCAUGCGGUCGCCGGGCGUGGCGUACCUUAACUCCACCGACCAGGCGUUCCUCCUCAGGCUGGCCUGUGCGGAGUUGGUCGUGUCGCUGGACGCGGCGGCCGCCGCCGUCGCACGGCUAGGCCUGCGGUGCGGCAUCGACUUCGGCGGCGUGUACGCCUGCUUCAAGGCCGGCGCGGCCGACGCGCGGCUGGACCCGCUCGUGGCCAAGGGGCUCAGGGUGAAGGCCAAGAAGAUGGAGCGGCUUGUCGCGGCCACGGCCAAGCUCUGCUCCGAGAUGGAGGCGCUCGAUGAACUGGAGGUCGCCGAGCGGAAGAUCGACGUCCGGGGCUGGAGCCGCCUCAGCGGUCCGAUCCCGGUGCAGCCGGUGGCGGCGGCGGCGGCGGUGGCGGCGCAGGCCGGGGAGUCGCCCGGGGCGGAGUCACUUCGGCAGGAGCUCAAGGCGCAGCGGGUCAAGGUGCGGCGCCUCAUGGAGGAUUCUCUCUGGAACCAGAGCUACGAGAAGGCCGUCGGCCUCAUGGCGCGCGCCGCCUGCGCCGUGUUCGUCCGCAUCUGCACCAUCUUCGGCCCAUUCGUGCCUGGCCUCCCGCCGUCACUGCCGUCGGCCACCACGGAUAGCGUCCAGACCCGGCUGUCGAAGCUGCUGCACCCGCGGUUGGCGAAGGCGAAGGCGUCGUCGGGGCCGAUCACGCGCCGUGACGGGCCGUCCCGCGUCCACCCGCCGAUGAGCAACUCGUGCCCGAUCAUCGGCCUGCGUCCAUACGGCCAGAAAUCCACCACCGACUGGCGCAAGAUCCUGGACGCGCCGCCCAGCACUGUCGGCGGCGCGGGGCUGGAUCAGCAGUACGCGAACGUAAUCGUUUCCGCUGAGGAGCUACUCCAGAUGGAGGCCGAGGGGCGGCAGGAGGAGGCGGCCGCAGAACGCGCGGAAAUGUACGAGAUGCUCCCGGCCAAGCUCCGCGCGGCGGUGCGUUCGAAGCUGCGUGAGUGGUGGCGAGACCCCGGACCGCUGGACGCCGGUCUGGCACAGGGGUGGAAGGAGGCGGUGGACCGCAUCAUGGCGUGGCUGGGCCCGAUGGCGCGCGACACGGCGCAGUGGCAGUCGGAGCGGAACAUGGACCGGACGCGGCGGUUCGACGGCGCGCCGCGCGUGUACGCGCUGCAGACGCUGCGGUGGGCGGACAAGGAGAAGGCCGAGGCGGCCAUCGUGGAGGUGCUCGUCGCGCUGAGCUGCAUCUGCUGGUACGAGGAGCGCCGGCGAGGCUCCGUCCGCCGCUGAUCGAUGGGCCGGUUGAGCCGUUCAACGUCGAAACUCGGACCGGCGUGGCGCGGCAAACUUUGUUCAAAUCCGAAGAUUUCCUUUUCUUCUGCGUUUGUCAAAGCUUUGAUUUGAAGAGCUGAUUUUUUGGACCCGUAGAAAUAGUUGAAAGCAAGAUACUACUGUAACAAUUGUUGAUUGGUUUGCGCGUACGGUGGCUGUCAGCGGCCUGACGCCGACAUGUAGGGCUCUCCCUCUCCCGUCGGUCUCACGCCGGUGACAGAGUCCGGUGUAGGUACAUGUCACGCGGAAGGAAGGAUUGUCUAAUAUAUACUACGAUUGAUUCUUUGAAA
Messenger RNA from Phragmites australis (common reed), 2007 nucleotides. RefSeq lists its product as uncharacterized. The transcript has a single exon. Gene Ontology annotation, biological process: positive regulation of growth. NCBI's taxonomy places the organism in Eukaryota, Viridiplantae, Streptophyta, Magnoliopsida, Poales, Poaceae. The record is from RefSeq and is a predicted model, not a curated record. Bases 236 to 1675 code for a protein of 479 amino acids.